GCCUGUAUACGUGCGCGUUCUCGUGUGAGCUCGGAACAAGUAGAGGACGACGAGGCUUCCUCGAGGGUUUUGCUGCAUACGGUCUUUGCCUCUGGGAACAGGCCUGAAAUUUGUACUGUUACGUACUUAAAAACCAUUUAACCAUGAGAAGGAAGCUGUUUGGCGUAAUUCUCGCCGUUUGUAUCGGUUGGUUCCAAGCCGAGGCUCUGACAGCGGGCUUCAUAAAAUCGCCCUUGUCUCAGAUGAAACUCAUAGAAGACCGUGCCGAGCUGGAUUGCGAAGUCAUAGGGAACCCAAUCCCCGAAGUUCAGUGGUGGUUCAUUGAGGGUGAAGAACCAAACGAAAUGAUCACUCAGCUCUUUGACGGCGCGAGAGAGGAUCGCGUACGCAUCAAUGCCACCUAUAUCAACCACGCCACCAGCACGCUCGUCCUCACCAACCUAACUCUCAACGAUACAGGCAUUUACGAGUGCCGUGCCUCAAACGACCCUGACCGCAAUGACCUCAGGACCCCACCCAAAGUCAAGUGGAUUCGUUCGCAAGCGAACGUUAUAGUGUUUGAAUAUCCAACCAUCAUGACCAAACCGGAGGUAGUGAACAACCAGACCUCUGCAGUACUCAGCUGCAAUCUUACCAACCCUUAUUCUCCCAUCAAAGGCUACUAUUGGACCCAUAAUGGCAAGCCCAUUGACAAAACCAAGUCAACUGGUUCAAAUGAUUACACUGAACAUGAAAUUAAAAAGGUUGAUCACCUCUCUUCUGGAAUAUAUGCGUGUGUCUUCAAAACAGAACCUGAGGUUAAUGCGACCAUUGAAGUUAAAGCUCUCCCACAUGUAGCGGCCUACAAACACUCUGAAAAUGCUAAUGAGAAUGACAAGGCUGCCCUAGUAUGUGUGAGCCAUGGAUACCCCGUGACUACUGACUGGAGUUGGUACAAGCUCGGUGAUGAUGAAUCUGAGAUUGUGCUCAUUGUCAAUGGCACUCAAGACAAGUAUGAGAUCAAGAACACCCCCAACAAGACCACGCUGUACGUGAAAGACCUGGACAUGAACAAGGACAUGGGCUUAUACCAGUGCCAAGGCAACAGUGAAAUGGGAUUUGCCACGGAUAAGAUUCAGCUGCGCGUGCGUAGCAGACUGGCCGCCCUUUGGCCGUUCCUCGGCAUUGUCGCCGAGGUCAUUAUCCUCAUCACCAUCAUUUUCAUCUACGAGAAGAGGAGAAAGCCAGACGAGAUCAAUGACGACGAUGACUCAGGAUCUGCACCAUUGAAGAGCAACGCCGCUACAAACCACAAAGACAAAAAUGUCCGGCAGAGGAACUCCAACUAAGAAAGGAGAAAAGGUGUCCUGAUGACUACUGUUGAAGAGAGAGGUGAAGCAUUGAGUUGCUGACUAGCACAUUCUAGUGCACCCUGCGAGUUCUUAACCUUCUGCUUGAGUGUAAAUGUCCCGAGAUAUUAAUUGGUCUACUUUGACUUUUAUUCCUCUCCGUAUCGUGUUGCCAGCAGAUGUUUUUAAAAUGUUUUUGGGGGGAAGGGGGGAAACUGCAUGAUUGUAUUCUUGCUGUAGAAGUGUGUGUUUAGUGGAAAUCUCUUAAUGUGGGAAUGAUUUUUUUUUUUUUUUUUUUUUUUUUUUCGGGUCUUCCUGGCUUCUCUCACUGUUCAUCACGAGUGUGCGCAUCGCAAUUUUCCGAAACUUCUACCGAGUGUAAUUGAAAUCACCAUUCAGCCGCAUGAGAGUCAUGACCAUGUUUGGUGUAUACAAAUAGAUCGCUGAAUCACAUUGGCAGUCAUUUUCCUUUCUGUACGCCUUAAUGUUUAGCCUCUUUAUUGUACAUGCUUUUUUUAGUUAAAGUAAUUUAAAUUAACAACUUUGAUGUGCAGUACUCAGACCGUCGCUGCCCAUUAAAGUGCACUAUUCCAUGUGGAUGGUCAAAUGCCACUUUUUGUCAGGCUAACAGUUUUGUUUAAUAAUCUCAAACAAGCUUAUUUGUAGUUUCUGAUGUUGACUUUUAGGAUUCCUCCUACCUAACCCUUAAGGACCAAGUGCUAGUACAGUGUGUCAUUCGCAUAAUCCGUUAUAAAUUGUUUCCCAAAUUCUAACAUGGAGGACAGUGUGGUUAUAAAUAUUUAGGUAAUGUCAGUGAAGGUGGGAUCUUCGUGAAGGCUUUUGCUUAAAUGAUACUCUCCUAUAGACAGUCAUACUUGCAUUGUAAUACAUUGUGAAGUAUAGUGUCUGGAUGUGUGCCAUUUCCAAUUUAAGAGAUGCGUAAAUUUAAGAUCUUGUUAGAAGUGUAUAAAUUAUUUUGCCUUAGCUUCAUAGGAAAUCUCAUACACUGUCAACUGUACUGACUUGCACAAUCUGAAUAAACAUUUGAUUUUAA
Messenger RNA from Labeo rohita (rohu), 2382 nucleotides. It is a transcript of the gene bsg, whose product is annotated as basigin. Gene Ontology annotation, biological process: cell-cell adhesion. NCBI's taxonomy places the organism in Eukaryota, Metazoa, Chordata, Actinopteri, Cypriniformes, Cyprinidae. The transcript has 9 exons. The record is from RefSeq and is a predicted model, not a curated record. Gene Ontology annotation, molecular function: cell adhesion molecule binding. Gene Ontology annotation, cellular component: cell-cell junction. Bases 144 to 1328 code for a protein of 394 amino acids.